AUGGCCACCGAAGCUCCCGGCUAUACGACCCGAUUUAUCGUCUCCCUUUCAACCCGACAACCCGAUUGCCCUGCUCCGUUUCGGAAGCUGCUAUAUUCCCUCGGAACGGGUCAGUCCUCCCCCCGACUCUCUCUCUCUCGCCCAAAACCACUACCAUUGAAGAUUGCAAGUGUUGUAGCAAUGAGUGAUGCAAUUGAUUUGAGCGGGGAUGGAGGGGUCCUCAAGAAAAUUGUAAGGCAUGCAAAACCAGAUGCAAUUGCUCCAACCCAAGACCUUCCCCUCGUUGAUGUUCAUUAUGAAGGCAUUCUUGAGGAAACCAAUGAAGUUUUUGAUACGACACAUGAAGAUAACACGGUUUUCUCAUUUGAGCUGGGGAAGGGCAGUGUAAUCAAGGCUUGGGAUAUUGCAGUGAAAACCAUGAAGGUUGGGGAGAUUGCUAAAAUCACUUGCAAGCCAGAAUAUGCCUAUGGAAGUGCGGGUUCUCCACCAGAUAUUCCACCAGAGGCAACCCUUAUAUUUGAGGUGGAGUUGGUGGCUUGCAAUCCACGGAAGGGUUUAAGUUUGGGCAGUGCCUCAGAAGAAAGGGCCAGGCUAGAAGAACUGAAGAAGCAAAGGGAGAUGGCUGCUGCAAACAAAGAGGAAGAUAAGAAGAAGAGAGAAGAGGCGAAAGCUGCUGCUGCUGCUCGUAUUCAAGCUAAGUUAGAUGCCAAGAAGGGUGGAAAGGGAAAAGGCAAAGGAAAAUAG
Prunus armeniaca (apricot) is the source of this 744-nucleotide messenger RNA. The record is from the annotation of a GenBank genome assembly. NCBI's taxonomy places the organism in Eukaryota, Viridiplantae, Streptophyta, Magnoliopsida, Rosales, Rosaceae.